Messenger RNA from Monosiga brevicollis MX1, 687 nucleotides. RefSeq lists its product as uncharacterized. The transcript has a single exon. The record is from RefSeq and is a predicted model, not a curated record. The coding region runs from base 1 to 687 and encodes 228 amino acids. Lineage: Eukaryota; Choanoflagellata; Craspedida; Salpingoecidae.
AUGGGCAGUCGGGGGGUUUGGCUGGGCCGGCGGGGUCAGUGGGGUCAGUGGCUGAGGGUGGAACGAUACUAUGGGGUAGAGAGCGGGACCAACCCGUAUCGGGUUCUUGGUGUGGCACGGGAUGCGGCACUGCCAGAGAUCCAACGGGCGUAUCUGCGCAUGGCCAAGCGCUACCACCCGGACGUGGCGCCCGCGAAGGAGCGCGAGGCUGCGACAGCGCGCUUCCAAAAUCUGGCCGCAGCCAUGCGGGCCAUCCUGGCCCAGCGUGCUGCAGGGGUAGGCAAAGAGGCUGCCUCGAUCCCCAAAGACCUACGCGAGGUACUGACGGGCUACGAUGCUGCCUUUAUCUUUGACUUUGUGCGCGACAAUCACGACCCAAGCUUGCAAGCCGAGCUGCACGAGGUGGGCCAGACCAUGCAGCCGGCUGGACCCGAUCGCACAGGCCUUUUCUUCAUGGCACAGAUGAUGCAGGUAUGUGAUUUUGUGCUGUGCUGUGCUGCGCCAGAAAAAGAAAAAGGGUCGAAAGAAGCAAGCGUAAGGGUGUACAUGCCCUUUCCAUUCACGCCAGACCUGGAACGUCAUGGUCAAGCCCCGCAGGCCUCAAGUCCACCCUCCGACUCAACUCUGAGCAAGCCCGAAGCACCCGUCCUGGAGAUUCAGCAGGGCAAGGAUGAUGCGCAAUCUUGA